GAGGGGUGUUACAGGAAAGCCUUCAAUAGGGGGGGUGCAGAUUCUCAAUGGAAUGGCCCAAUGCAUCAAUGUAAAAAAAUCAGUCAAGAAAGAUUAUUUACACUGGAAACAAAAGUAAGCCUCCUUAAACUAUGACUUAAAGAUGGAGCUUGGACAAACUCUAACAUGAGUUGGUGAAGGCUAGUGCCAGUACCAAACGGGACUAAUCUAAGAUGGCGGAUGAAAGUUGCUCAAAACGGUUCAAGAGGUCUGAUGGUGUUAAAAUGGUGACUUGUCAAGCCCCAGUCAAUAUUGCCAUCAUAAAAUACUGGGGAAAAAGAAACGAACAGCUUAUUCUACCUUUAAAUUCUUCACUUAGUGUAACUCUUGAUAAGAAAGAGCUACAUUCUUCUACAACUGUUGCUGUUAGUGGGGAUUUUCCUGAAGAUUGUCUUUGGCUCAAUGGAAGGAAGCAUAACAUCGCUGAAAUACCACGCAUUCAAAAGUGUUUAGCAGCAAUGAGGAAGCUGUCACAUAAUGAGUCUCUUAGGGAGUGUUGUAUUCAUAUUUGCUCACAGAACAACUUCCCUACUGCUGCAGGCCUGGCUUCAUCAGCUGCUGGAUAUUCCUGCCUCGUUUUUGCUCUGUCAAGAUUACUUCAAGUUAAAGGUGAUUUGUCAAGAAUAGCAAGGCAAGGGUCAGGAAGUGCUUGCCGCAGUGUGUAUGGAGGGUUUGUUGAGUGGGAAAAAGGUGAAAAAGAGGAUGGAUCAGACAGCAUUGCUAAGCAGAUUGCUGCCAAAGAUCACUGGCCAGAAUUAAGGGUACUCAUUCUGGUGGUCAAUGAACUCAAAAAAGGCACAAGUAGUACUGAUGGAAUGAAGAGAAGUGUAGAAACCAGUGAUUUACUUAAGUUUAGAUCUGAGUUUUGUGUUCCUGAGAGAUUGAAGGUAAUGAAGAAAGCAAUCUUGGAAAGAGAUUUUGAGACAUUUGCAAAAACUACAAUGAAGGAAAGCAAUCAGCUGCACGCAGUGUGCCAGGACACCUACCCUCCCAUAACACCACCAUACAUGAAUCAGACCUCACACGGUGUAGUGCAGCUGGUUACCCUGUGCAACAACUUCUAUGGUCAAAUUAAGGUUGCCUACACAUUUGAUGCCGGACCUAAUGCGUUCUUGUUUUUGAUGGAAAAAGAUAUUGCAGAAAUUCUGUCGCUUAUUAGGCACUUCUUUCCUCCAGAAACUGACAGAGGAUUUAUUCAAGGACUGGAAAUAAAAUCUCAAACUGAAUUAAACAAGAAUCUUCUGAAGUCGAUUACUAUUGAACCAUCUCCAGGAGCUGUAAAGUACGUGAUUUCAACAAAGGUUGGCAGUGGCCCAAGUGAACUUGGCCAAGAAUUUAGCCUUCUCGAUGAAAAUGGGCUGCCCAAAUCCUACUGGUAAUACUGUCCACUGACG
Molecule: messenger RNA, 1433 nt
Organism: Stylophora pistillata
Lineage: Eukaryota; Metazoa; Cnidaria; Anthozoa; Scleractinia; Pocilloporidae
Product: diphosphomevalonate decarboxylase
Biological process (GO): isopentenyl diphosphate biosynthetic process, mevalonate pathway; isoprenoid biosynthetic process
Cellular component (GO): cytosol
Molecular function (GO): diphosphomevalonate decarboxylase activity
Source: RefSeq, a predicted model, not a curated record